AAUAGACCCACCUUGUUAAGUUAUAUUUCGACCUGACAUUGUGGGUCUUUCAUUCUCACCUGAGGCAGGAAGAUGAUGAAGGAACUUCUAUCUUUCACCCUGUCGCCACAAACAGCCAUCGAAGCAUCUCACGGCGGCGGCGCCCGUGUGGUUCACCCACUCCAUCCACCGAGCCUCCACAAUGGCCAGUACUGCUGAGGACGAUUCUUUCGCAGGCAUACGACAUGACCUACCCGAACUGCGUCAACGACCGACUAGCGCCGAGCAACCGCUCGAAACCCUUUUGGACUUGACCACUGUCAGCGAUGAUGCCUUACUUCUCGACACCUGCCAGGCUGAGCAAAUAGACCGGUUUCGCCGCGAGAUUCGCCUCUGCCAGGACGACGCGACAAAAUACAGGCUAUGCCUACAGACACGAGACGAUCUACUUAGUCAGCACUCAAGCCUGCAGUAUCUGAUUGCUGCAUUCGAUCAGGUUAUGUUUGCCGAGUGCGCUGAGUAUCAUGGUUGGAGAAAGAGCAGAAACAAGGCAUCAAGCCGACCGACAAAUUCCCGAGAGGACGAUAUCUCAGUAUGGGAGCGCUUCGUAGGUGUAGCGAACGAAGGAAUGGAGAUCAAGUACAAGUGUCUGUCGGCCCUGACGGAGGUGGGCCGUUGCUGGGGACUCGACAAGGUCCAGCACUACCACUGGGCUUCUAAAGGAGAGAAGUACUGCAAGGUGCUGCGCACGGCAGCCCGAGCCGUUCCCGAAUGGGCCGAGGCUGCGAUAAAACUGAACCGGGUGAUGCUUGGACGACACCAACGUGUUGGAGCUCGUCUCGUUAAGUUAGUAGCUAAUCCGAUCGAGCAGAGGGAUCUGGACACUCUCAAAGCAUGGUCAUACAAACAGGCCUAUGUGAAACAGAACGGCCGUGGCCAGCAUUCCCUUCUAUGCGAAAAGCUCGCAGAUACAGACCUGCCCCAGGGGUUUGGCUUCGACAGGUUUGGACUCAUGGUUGGGAAGGAGUUCGCCGUCGCAUCAGCCGAAAACGAUACUCACUCGUUAGUCGUGCCGGAAGCUGCCUCGGAAGGCGACAUUGUGAGCGAGUUUAUUAGUGAAGUCCUCGCUGCACAACCGGCCGACACUGAAGCAGAUAUCUAUGAUUCGCCAGAGGCAGCAGCUACACAGGAAAAGCCAACCCAAGCAGAGAGAACUCUCCGGCCACGGACACAGUCAUCCUAUCGAGAACCGUCCGGUGGAACCCCAAUCUCGAAUAAGCACGCUACCGCUAUAUCAGUUGCUGCCCCAAAGGUACCUCAACGUUGCUGUCCGCCCGAAGUGCCAUCAACGUUACUUGCAUCUCUUGACAACCCGUUGGCCUUCUCCGCGGACUUGGUGAGGGUAUACUCGUCCAACCUCAAUCAACUUUGUCACCGGCAUCUUCAGCUCUUCGCCAAAUCCGUAAUGGUUUCCGAUCAUCAGGUGGGCAAAUCUGUGGGAUAUCAAUCGAACGUACCGCUACUGGCGAAUCCCUCUGAUUCCCUAAAGACCUCACCCCCUCGACGGCGCACCGCCUCUCUCCCCGAUAUCAACCAGCCUACCCCUUUCUUUAAGAAACCGCGACUUGGUGGCUUACACACACACUGGACCGGGUCAAGAGACAUGGGCCGCCGGCCAAUGCACGAUCAGAUGGCCGACGAGGCCUACUGCAAACAAGUGCUCGCGGGGUUGCAGGAGAGGUUGGCGCGAAACAAGUCAUUUCUCAACACCCACGGCGAAGAAGCCGAUAAACUAGUCUACAACAUCCUCCAAAAAGCCCAGCAACCUCAAACGGACGAGAGUUGUGGCGAGGUUGACGCCCUUUUCUGUACCGCAGGCGAAGCGACAAGCCGAGUUGAGUCGGGGUCUUCGGACGUCCCAAUUUUUACAGAAAGCCAGCAGCAAUUUCGAUGGAAUGGUCGAGACCGUCCAAUCGAGGAGCUCUUCCGCCGUAUGGAAGAUUUUGACCGAUCUGUCUCGGUGCAGGUCCCCUCUCGCAGCUCCUCACUCAGUUCAUUUGAAAGCCAGAAACUCAGUCAGGUCAGAAACCGGUUUCUAGAGAAGCUGGAAACCAAUGACCCCUGGAACAUUCUUGACCUGCGCAGUCCGCUCCCUCCCUCUAUUUUGCCUAGUUUCUUGACUGGGGAAAACUGCCAACUGCUUCCUCGCGUCCGAGACAUGGUGCUUACUGGGAGUCGUGCGGAGAGGGCAGUUGCGACAGGGGAACAAUGGAAUGAGUGGAGAGACGUUCUUGAAUGGGCGCUUUUAUCAGAAGGGGGCCACAACACAGCACCACACAUUGACAGUCAUGGUCUUGCAACGUGGAUCACCUCCCAAGAAGGACGCUUCGGCUUCGGUUGGAUGUCACGCCCGACCGUUCAAGAACGGACUGACUGGAUGGUCAACCCCCAAGGUUACACCGGUGGCCGGUGGCGAUAUGUCAUUCUCAGGCCAGGCCAGACGGUCUUCUUCAGUUCGGGCACAAUCCACUUUGUCUUCCGGGUACAUGGUGAGCAAACCUUAGCCCUUGGAGGUCAUAUCCUCCAAUGGUCGACCAUUGAACGGUGGCUACAAGUUGUCAUCGCCCAAGUGCAAAAUCCAAAGACCACCAACGAAGACAUGUCCCGUAGCGUACCUACAUACGUUCAGGUAGUGGCCAGACUGGUUGCAGCCCGGGUGAAGAGUGGUAGAGUAGAUGAGCUCGGAGGCGACAAAGCGGUUACGAGAUUCUUUGCUUCUGUCAAGAUCUCCCUCAAGGCGUUAUUUGCCAGCCAUGAAUCCCCAUUCAUCGGCUCAAGGCAAAAAUUUGACGAUAAUGCAUCCAUCAUCAACAGCAUCCUGUUGAGUUCCAACCUCAUUCAUGGUGGCAAACUGUGCACUGAGUGGACCAUCUGAGCGCAUGUCGAGGGUUGAUUCCGAAGCCGAACUGGAUUCAUCUGUACAUGGCGAUUGGUAUUGAUGUGAAACGCAAUUUUGCCAGCCGACUUGUAGUUCAGAAGGAGAGCCGUUGCUGCUACGAAGUGGGAAGCAGACGUCUGUGUUACUUCCCGCUUCAGUUGUAUCGACUGUAUUGAUUUGGUCUGACAUGCUGAAAGUGUGGUUGAUGUAAUCGGGAGUUGACUGGAUAGCCUCUGUAUUCCAUUCGACGGGUGGUCUUGUGCACGCCUGGGAAAGCACAGGAGCCAAAGUCGGGUCAUCUGGCUGGAAAAUGACGAUCAAGUCGCCUUCCAUGAUGUGAUCGAUAUAGAUUGAACAGGUGGUGGGCGAACCGUGGCCGGCGAUGAGAGUUUGAGUAGCUUUGCCGACCACCCGGCCUGACGGACCCAUCCGCACGGCCACCUCGCCGGGAUAACGAGAAAAGCAGGCAGUUGCUGUACACCGAGAUCCUUCAGUAGACGGGAACCAAGCCAUCUGAGCAAAGGGCUGCCACGGUGACGUGAAUUUCACUUGUCUGCUUCCCAUUAGGUCAAUACUAAAAACUAAGAGGGCGCUCUUACAAUCUCCAAUGAUCGGUUCUGACCUUCCAGACGUAGUUACACACGGGGUGGGCAGAGAUCCGAAUGAUUUCUGCUCGAAUGCUCAUCAUUUCGUGUUGCAUCAGGCACAUCGCAACCCGACCUGUUCCGCCCAUGGUGCCGUCCUGGUGGACAUAUAAGACUUGUUGUUCUUCACCUUCCGUUGUCAUAAGAGUUCCAUCGGGUCGUCGCACUGCUACCCGGACAGUCCUGUAGAGAAGAACGGAAGGUAGGUCCAUGCUGUAGAAUACCGAAGGCGGGAAUAGUAGUCAGAGUAGUAUCUGGUGGACUAGACCUCUACGUAUUCCAGUGUGAACGUCCUUAUAGAGCAGAGAGCCACGCGGGAUCCCCUUAUAUAUAGUCAGGUUGGAAGGUCUAUCUAAUAACAGCAUGGCCUAGUGGUUUCCGCUUCCUACAUCGAUUUUGGUUGUUACCUCGUUGGACAGUUAGUGGACAAGGGUUUCGCGUCGCAGACUGCAGUUUGUGAAGCCAGUUGGGAUGGGGCCCUGUGCCAGAAGCCCAAUUAUGUUAGCUGCAUAGCUGCAAAGAGUCAACGCUGGAACAGUGCAACUAGACAAGUGACAAACGCGCAUCUACGACCGCGCGAUUCCUGCGCUUACAGGUAGUCUCUGCUCCGGGUCAAAGUUUGGCCGAUGCUUGUGGAUUUGGU
Molecule: messenger RNA, 4204 nt
Organism: Colletotrichum destructivum
Lineage: Eukaryota; Fungi; Ascomycota; Sordariomycetes; Glomerellales; Glomerellaceae
Product: Putative JmjC domain-containing protein
Exons: 2
Coding region: 182-2914 (910 amino acids)
Source: RefSeq, a predicted model, not a curated record